AUGGCUCUCACCGGCUCGCACCUGCUGCCUCUCUUGGUGGUCCUGGGCUCGACUAUCGCUCAAGUCUGCACUCAACGUUUCAGAGGUGGCAGUAUGUGGCCAGAGAUGCCUGGUCUCGGUCCGAAAUGUGUGGCCGCUUUGAACAGCCCCGUCGCAUGUCCAGAAUUCCUUGUUGACUGGUCUGUCCCAGGAGCGACCCCUUCUUUCGAUCAUCUCAAUGUCCUCUGCACAAAUGAGUGCCUAGACUCACUCAAGUCCGCACAGAAGCACAUCGAGGAGAGCUGUACCGCCGACACGGAGGUGAUCUUGUCCGAAGGCACUACGUACCCAGCCAUCUGGGUCGUGGAUCGCUACCUCUACAUAUUCUCAACAGCCUGCCUCAAAUCUUUCUCCGGGCAGUUCUGUCACUCGAAGAGCGCUGCUACAACCACACCAACCGGCUCACCGGAAGAAGUCGAGUGCUCCUCAUGCGCGCUCGGUUCGAUGAGCUUGCAACUCAGCUCGCCUUUCGGCUUCUCGAAUGCCAGUGCCGAGGCCUUCGAGACACUACUUACUCGCUGUGGAGUGAGCAAUUACACCUUCGACCCUCCUCGCCAGUAUGCCCUCGACCUUCCAGCCAAGACCAACAUGAAGGCGACUGCCAGUCCAGUGAAGCAGUGCACGGCACUAUACACUAUCCAAGAAGGCGACACUUGCAAUUCCAUCGCGUUCGCGCACGACGUCUCGACCGUGAAUCUCAUCAAUGCCAACAAUCUCGACUACACUUGCACCUUGCUGCACUUCAGAAAGUCAUUGUGCAUUCCCGAGACGUGCGAUGUGUACAAGGCGUAG
Messenger RNA from Fulvia fulva, 831 nucleotides. RefSeq lists its product as uncharacterized. The coding region runs from base 1 to 831 and encodes 276 amino acids. NCBI's taxonomy places the organism in Eukaryota, Fungi, Ascomycota, Dothideomycetes, Mycosphaerellales, Mycosphaerellaceae. The transcript is spliced from 2 exons. The record is from RefSeq and is a predicted model, not a curated record.